Molecule: messenger RNA, 2570 nt
Organism: Dreissena polymorpha
Lineage: Eukaryota; Metazoa; Mollusca; Bivalvia; Myida; Dreissenidae
Product: acetylcholinesterase-like
Exons: 4
Coding region: 285-2051 (588 amino acids)
Biological process (GO): synaptic vesicle endocytosis; postsynaptic membrane assembly; neuron cell-cell adhesion
Cellular component (GO): cell surface; synapse
Molecular function (GO): neurexin family protein binding; signaling receptor activity
Source: RefSeq, a predicted model, not a curated record
ACGGGUUAACAUUUUAACCGAAAAACUCGUCUUUCCUUCUAAAUAUUAUAGUGUUUCAAUCUUGUAAAAAGUCAUAAAGAACUAGUUUUUAUGGCAUCUUCUACAGAUGCAAUAAUUAUCCGUGUAAACCUUCUCAAUUAAAAAACGACAGGUUUAAAAUGUGCUUUUAUAAUUCAGACGGGAGAAACAUUUACCAAUACCCACUUCGUUCCACUCGACAUGGCACACGCUUUAAGUAAAGUCGCUGAUAAAUAUAGUUGUUAUAGACAAAGUAGUAAUCGAACAUGGCGAACGUAUUAUAUUUAGUGUUUUAUGUUGGACUAUACGUGUGUCUCUCUGCCGCUCAGGGUCCCUCGGUCAUUACACCCUAUGGGGAAAUUCAUGGCGUUUACGGCCAGGUGAUGUACAAAGAUCCGGCGAUGAUCACAGUGCACAGGUACCUGGGGAUUCCUUUCGCUAAGCCACCGGUCGGGGAUCUGAGAUUCCGGAAGCCAGAGCCUUUGACGAUGCUCAAGACACCGUACAAUGCGAGUGCUUUCGGAAAGGCGUGUCCGCAAUUAGGAUACUCUUCCCCACCUCUUUCCCAGCCGAUACAAAGUCAGUCGGAGGAUUGCCUGUUUCUUAACGUCGUUGUGCCCGACCGAUCGCCGGCACCAGAUAAGGCUCAUGCCGUCAUGGUUUUCUUUUACGGUGGCGGGUUCACCACCGGGUCAUCGACGACCUACGAUGCGCAGUUCUUGGCAGCUUACGGCAACAUUAUCACCGUUACUGCUAACUAUCGCGUAGGUCCUUUCGGUUUCAUGUCGACCGAAGACGUAAACUGUCCGGGAAACUUCGGACUUUGGGACCAACGGCUGGCUCUGCAAUGGGUGUACUCAAACAUUGCCUCGUUCGGGGGUGAUCCUGGCCGAGUGACAAUCUUUGGCAGUUCCGCUGGAGCCGUCGGCUGCAACGUCCAAGCCAUGUACCCGCCUAAUCAAGGGCUCUUCAAGAAUGUGAUCACGCAAAGUGGUACGCUUUCAAAUAUUUCACCAAUCCCCAAUGCAAGAAAGUACGCAUUAAAGCUCGCGUACGAACUUGGAUGCACGACAAACAACACACUAGAAGCAGUUGAAUGCCUUCGUAACGUUUCUUGGAAGGAUUUGAAUGACGCUCUCCUGCUUCUAGGAAAGACCGACGCCGCUUUCACGAGGUUCGCGCCCGCGGUUGACGGUGAAUUAGUAAAAAUACAGCCGCUUCAGUUACUGAAAUUGUACAAGGAUAAAAACAUGGCAGAAGUAGAGUUCUUCAGGUCUCUGAACUACAUGAACGGAGUCAACCAGUUUGAUGGCGCGUUCAUGUACAACCUCUAUAAAAAUCCCGCUGCGGAAAAUCUUGCGGAUUUAUCAAACCUUUUCAGUAAUAUUGGCGUCUCACCGACGCAGAAGGCUCUAAAAGCAGCGGUCAUCCACGAGUACGAAAACUGGAACCGGCCUUUUAAUAAGGAGGAGAUUCCACUGCAGGCGGUGAAGAUCUUUGGGGAUUCUGCAUUUGGUGGGCCCGCAAUCAAUGCCCUACUCAUGCACGAAGCGGGACCAGCAAACUCCUACGCCUAUCGGUUCAUGCCCAAGCCCAGUGUCAAUACCAUGAACACGCCGGACUGGGUGCCAGGGUCCAACCACUUGGACGAGCUGAGAUUCAUGUUCGCCUGGGGAGCGCUCUUGCGGCAGCCCUGGGAGGAGCAAAUGUCAACACAAAUGGUCACCUACUGGUCCAACUUCGCAAAGACUGGGAAUCCUAAUACCCCAGCCAUCCCUUCUGUCACCUGGCCGGUCUAUAACAAAGUCAACAUGACCUAUAUAGAUCUGGACAAAGACGCUAUCACCGCCAAGCAUUACCUUCUUGCGAAAGAACACCACUUUUGGAACGACGUCUUUGGUUCAUUCUCCAUGGAAACUACGGAUUCAACUAAGUGUGAGGGGCCUAUCGUGGCUGCUGCGUCGUUGAUGACGUCCUUUGUCUCUAACAUGGUCGCUUGGUUUCUAAUGCUGUUCGCAGUAUUCCUGUUUUAGACGUUUGAAUAUGAAUGUCAACUGGUAAUUUAAGGAUACAUGAUUGUAAUCUACCAUUGGACUAAAGAUUGUUGCCAUGUGUUGUUUUACGUUUUCUCUGACAUAGGUUUGUUUGUAGUUCCCAUAGGGGCAACACCACACGGCAACGACUGAAAUGUACAUUUUAACGUUAUGUGAAGCCUUCGUUGCCUUUAUUUUUCAUUCAUGUAACUACUCUGUAAAUUUGAUAUUUUAGAAAUUAACCUCAAAGCAGGUGUAUUUCAUUUCUCUAAAAGCUUCGUAUUCCAUGAUUUUAUGUAACUUUUAUUUUCCGCCAUAGGAUUGAUUCGUGUACAUUCUGUGUUUGCAUGUGUUACUGAAUAGCUUUUUCAUCGUGUUUCCUUGUUUUAAAGCAUCGAAGGAUGUAUCAAUUAGUGUAUAAGUUUUUAGUAAGCGUUUUAUAUACCUGUUGGGUAAACCUCUUUUGGCGUGUUUUUACCGCACAUAAUGUAAUUCAGGAAUAAAUAUGUUCGUUUGAUA